AAACACCCUCUUAAUUAAUUCUUAGGUAAACUCAGUCCACCACGUCAUCUGUGAACUAAACCUAUCACAUUAUGACACGUCAUUAAAAUAAUGGCACUAUCGUAAAUUACUAUUCAAAAAUGUAAAUAAGUAAUAAACAAAAUUACAAUAGUGCCAUUAUUUUAAUGACAUGCUAUAAUAUGAUAGGUUAGUCCACGGAUGACGUGGUAGACUGAGUCUACCUAAGAAUUUCUCUUAAUCGAAAUAGUUGCUCCAGACAUCAAGCGGUACCGGGACCUCAAAAAUAUCUGAUUUAAGCUACAUGAGAUAAAUAAAAAAAAUUAUAAUUUUCACUUUAUUAAAUAUUCAUGUCCUCUUUUUUGUUUUUAUGUUGCUUAAACAUUGAAUUUGUGACAUUUCUAUUUUGAGCUAAUUUUUAAAUGGAGUUUUUUUUUCUGUUUUUAUAACCAAAUUUUUAAGACCAAUGAACUAUAUUUCAAAUUAUAAACGCGCUGCGCACAUUCUACUGAAGUUGCAGGUUCAAUUUCUUAAACCCUAUGAAAUGACAUAUAUAUUUUAAUUAUUUUUAAAUAAAUAUUUAUGGUAGUUUGUUUCAUCAAAGAUUGUAUAUUAAAGGAUAAACAUUGAUGAAUUAUUGAAUCGUACACAAUUGUUAGCUGCAGUCUUCUAUAACUUGAUGAAUCAAGAAGUUACUAAAAAUGUAGGCAUCCAAAUCUGUUAGUAAUUAGUCUAAGAAAUAUCAAAGGAAAAUAGAGAAUGCUCAAAUUAGAAUAAUCAAAAGCUGUCUCGACUGGAUAUAAUAUUUAUAAUUUAUACUAAAAUUAAAGUUUGUUAAAAAUUUAACUUACUUGUCAAAAUAAAAUAAUUCUAAAUAAUAUAAUUAAAAAGAAUAAUUAAAAUUAAACUAAGUAAUUUAAAAAUAGAAAAGUUGUGUUUUAAAAGUCUAAAUAAUGGAAUUUGACUGAAAAACAUCGAACUUUUCGAAUGCAACAUAUUAAUAUUGUUUGUUGGCCCGUGAUUUUUUUAAUUGAUCAUUGAAUUCUAAGAACGCCCAAAACAAAAAGUCGCAAUAAUUAGGAUACUACCAUUAUACUUUUUUAAUUUUAAAAAAAAUGUAGAAGCCACUAGGAAAUAAUUAUCCUUUUAUUUUGAUAAAAUUGGAUCGAAUUGAACUGAUAUUUAUUCUGAAAUUCGAUUUGGUUUGUAACUUCUUAAGACCGAUUUUGACAUUUUUAUUUUUGAACCGAAGCAGAGUACCUUUUGCACACCCUACAAGCCACGCUGUCGGCAUCAAUUAUCCAUUCCUUUGCAUCAAGUGGAUGUGAAAAAUUAAUAGGCUCUAAUUAAUUAAACACAGGUGACUUUGUAAUAUAAAAAAAUUAAAACUAUAGCAUGUUGAUCAUGAUAUAUAUAAUAAGUAAGACUUAAGUGGUAAUAUGCCCCCUGAACUUGCAAGCAAUGGGCAAUUAACACAUAUAUUAAAUUUAUGGGCAAAUUAGCACACGAACUUGAUGAUUAUGGGCAAUUCGCCCCAUUUUGGCAAUUUACCCCCUUAAUUUGUAAGUUAAUUGUCUCUUAAAUUGGCAAUCUGCCCCCUUAACUUGUAAGUUAAUUUGCCAAAAUAGGCUAAUUGUUCAUAAUCAACAAGUUCGUGUACUGAUUUGCCAACAAAAUUAAUUUGUGUGUUAAUUGCUCAUUGCUUACAAGUUGAAGGGGUAAAUUGCUACUUAAGUCUAAUAAGCAGUAUAUUGUUCCAAUGCCAUGUGACUCUAUCGCAUUUUGUAGCCAGAACAUAAUACAAUAAUGCUCAUGCAGUUUCUAUAUUUAUAAAUUGUCCAAAUUUAUAAUUAUUGCAUCUGCAACCUAAUUAGGUUAAACAAGUUACAAGCUAAAGCCUACUCACUAAUGGCUUUCUCCAUUCUCAAUCUCCUCUUUAUCCUCGUCCUUUCUCCGGCCGCCACCAUGGUUGUUACAACCGCAUUACCUGUCAAAAACUCGAAUUCUCUUGAUACUCACCUCUCUAAUUUGAGAAACUUUUGUAACAACAAACCGUACCCAAAUGCUUGUUUUAACUCAUUAAAGGCGCAUCCAAUCGAUAUAAAUAUUGAUUCAAACUUAAUUACAUUUCUUCUCCACUCUCUUGAAGCUGCAAUAUCAGAAAUAGAAAAGCUAACUAAUCUGUUCUUGAACAUCGGCGGCGGAUCAAACGAUAUUAUCGAAAAACAAAAAGGUACAAUUCAAGAUUGUCAAGAACUUCACCAAAUUACACUAUCUUCCUUAAAAAGAAUAUCAGUUUCAAGAAUCCAAGCUGGUGAUCCUCGUAAACUUUCCGAUGCAAGAACGUAUCUUAGCGCAUCGUUGACGAACAAAAACACAUGCUUACAGGGACUAGAUUCCGCUUCUGGUCCGUUGAAGAGUGUUCUUGUCAAUUCGUUGACGGAUACGUAUAUGCACGUAAGUAAUUCUUUAUCAAUGCUUCCUAAACAGGCCUCUAAAAAGGGUCCGAAAAAUCAGAGACGCGGACUAUUAGGGUUUCCGAAAUGGGUUUCGAAGAAAGAUCGUCGGAUUUUGGAAAGUGAUGGCGAUGAUGGUGAUGAUGAGUAUGAUCCUAGUCAUGUUCUUACAGUAGCUGCUGAUGGAAGUGGAAAUUUCAGUAGCGUAAGUGAUGCUAUAAAAUUCGCUCCGAGUAAUAGUGAGACAAGAAUAUUAAUUUAUGUAAAAAAAGGAGUGUAUAAGGAGAAUGUAGAGAUCACACAAGAUAAGCGUAACAUUGUUCUGAUCGGAGAUGGGAGUGAUGUCACUUUCAUUACCGGAAGUAGAAGUGUGGAUGAUGGUUGGACUUCUUUCAGAUCUGCAACUCUUGCUGUAUCUGGCGAUGGCUUUUUGGCCAGGGACAUAACUAUAGAGAACACAGCCGGACCACAGAAGCAUCAAGCCGUUGCCCUACGCAUAAACGCAGACCUAGCAGCAAUUUACAGAUGCAAGAUCAAUGGCUGCCAAGACACCUUAUACGUGCACUCAUUUCGACAAUUUUAUCGAGAAUGUGACAUAUCGGGCACUAUAGAUUACAUAUUCGGCAAUGCCGCCACUAUCAUUCAGAGGUGUAACAUUAUCUCGAAAAUGCCAAUGGCCGGCCAGUUCAAUGUCAUCACCGCCCAAUCUCGAGAAACAUCUGAUCAAAACACCGGAAUAUCGAUACAGAAUUGCUCGAUUGUAGCUACCGAUGAUCUAUCCUCCGCUUCAACUAGGGUUAGAAGCUACUUAGGCAGGCCAUGGAUGGAGUACUCAAGGACUGUGAUUCUUGAUUCUUUUAUUGGUGGUUUUAUUGAUCCAGCUGGGUGGAUUAAAUGGACUGGUGAUGAAAAUGAAAAUUUGGAGAAUCUAUAUUAUGGUGAGUAUGAUAAUAAAGGAGCAGGUUCUGGAAUUGAUAAUAGAGUUACGUGGGAAGGGUACCAUGUAAUGGAUGAUUAUGAUGCUUAUGAUUUUACUGUAUCGAAUUUUAUUGCUGGUGAUCAGUGGCUAGAUUCCACUUCAUUUCCUUAUGAUGAUCAAAUCUGAAAUUAGUUUAGCUAUAUAGUGACAGUAUGUUUAUGUUAAUGCUUAUUAAUUUAUUUAUUAUUAAUAAAUUAAAUUGAUUUUUUUGUUCAUAGUUCAAUUGAGAAAGAAGUGUAUGUAUUUUUUUAUUAAUUGGAUAUAACCAAAUUGAUAUUAUAUUAAUUUUUAAUUCUUGA
Messenger RNA from Mercurialis annua (annual mercury), 3731 nucleotides. RefSeq names its product probable pectinesterase/pectinesterase inhibitor 12. The transcript has 3 exons. The coding region runs from base 1906 to 3558 and encodes 550 amino acids. Gene Ontology annotation, biological process: cell wall modification. NCBI's taxonomy places the organism in Eukaryota, Viridiplantae, Streptophyta, Magnoliopsida, Malpighiales, Euphorbiaceae. Gene Ontology annotation, molecular function: pectinesterase activity; pectinesterase inhibitor activity. The record is from RefSeq and is a predicted model, not a curated record.